AUGAAAGAUGAAAGUGUUGAUGGAUGUGUUAAUUCAUUCAAACAACGACAACAUUUUUCGAGGCGCGUAAAGGAUGUUAAACCAAGCGUUUGGGUUGAAUUUACAAGUUUAGCUGUAGAAUGUAAAGCAGUCAAUAUUGGACAGGGUUUUCCGGACACUCCUAUGCCAAGAUUUGUAGCUGGAAUGUUAGAAAGUGUUGCCAGACAUCCGGAAAGAACUGAUUGGCAUCAGUAUAGUCGAGGUUUCGGUUAUCCAAGACUAACGAAUGCUCUAUCAAGACUUUACUCAAGCACACUGGGUGUAAAUGUUGAUGCACAGCAAAAUGUUUUAGUAACCGUUGGGGCAUAUCUUUCACUAUAUUACUCAUUCAUGGGUUGGCUAAAUGAUGGUGAUGAAGUAAUCGUGCUUGAUCCGGCAUUUGAUUGCUAUGUCCCACAAAUUCGUAUGGCAGGUGGUGUACCUGUACCAGUUUUGCUUAAUUUAUCAUCGGAACCUCGAAGUAGUAAAGAUUAUAUGUUAAAUGUGAAAGCGAUUGAAGAGAAAAUCAGCAAUCGGACGAAAAUGAUUGUCCUCAAUAAUCCACACAAUCCAACAGGAAAAUUAUUCACACAGGAAGAACUGGAAAAAAUAGCUAAUAUUGUUGUUCGCCAUAAUUUACUGGUAAUAGCUGAUGAAGUAUAUGAAUGGCAUGUAUAUGGUGAUAAGAAAAUGAUUCGCUUUGCUAGUUUACCGGAUAUGUAUAGUCGUACGAUAACUAUUGGUAGCGCUGGAAAAGCAUUUAGUGUAACAGGAUGGAAAUUGGGUUGGUCAAUUGCGCCAGCUGAACUUCUUGAACCAUUAAGACGGAUCCAUCAAAACUGUGUCUUUACAUGCCCUACACCAAUCCAGCAAGCGGUUGCUGAGGCAUUUGAGAAAGAAUUAGAUCUAAUGGAAAAUAACCCAACAGAAAGCUAUUUGAAAAAAGGAAUUACGUCUGAACUAAGUCAACAAAGAGAUCGAAUGGCAUCAAUACUACGCUCUGCUGGAAUGAAACCUAUUAUUCCUGAUUCUGGUUACUUCAUGGUUGCUGACUUUUCGCAGCUGGAUGGUCCAUUUAAAAUAGCAGAUAAAAACAAUGAUCCAUUGGAUUUCCGUUUUGUGCGAUGGAUGUGUCGUGAAAAGAAACUUGCAAUGAUACCAAAUUCUUCUUUUUACACUGGUUCAAAUAAGCAGGGCAACGAUAAUUUUAUUCGUGUUUGCUUCUUCAAGUCAGAUAAGGUAUUGGAUGCUGCAGAAUCAAUAUUGAAAUCAUUUCAAAUGACUUAA
Brugia pahangi is the source of this 1305-nucleotide messenger RNA. The record is from the annotation of a GenBank genome assembly. NCBI's taxonomy places the organism in Eukaryota, Metazoa, Nematoda, Chromadorea, Rhabditida, Onchocercidae.